Prunus armeniaca (apricot) is the source of this 1512-nucleotide messenger RNA. The record is from the annotation of a GenBank genome assembly. NCBI's taxonomy places the organism in Eukaryota, Viridiplantae, Streptophyta, Magnoliopsida, Rosales, Rosaceae.
AUGCAGUCUACUCUGCUUCAACUACAGCAAAAUUCAAUGCUUUUAUGCUUCUUUGGUUUAAACAUUGUUCCAAUCUCAUGGUUGGAUUCUCCACCCAUGAUCUUGUCGGGGGAUGUUAGAGGCAUUGUUCUAUUUGCGUUAACCGAGACAUUUAACACGUUGAAGCCUCAACCUUGUGUGAAGGAACCAGAGCUAUGCCAACCCACCUCCAGGCUACAGCAUGCAAUCUUGUACACAGCUAUAGCCCUAGCAACAAUUGGGGUGGGAGGCACAAGAUACACCAUGGCAACAAUGGGAGCAAAUCAGUUUGAAAACCGUAAGAACCAAGCCACUUUCUUCAACUGGUUCUUUUUCACCCUCUACACAGCUACAGUGGUCAGCUUCACAGCCAUCGUCUAUGUUGAGGACAAUGUGAGUUGGAGAUUAGGGUUUGGCCUGUGCGCCAUUGCCAACCUAAUUGGACUGGUCAUUUUCUUGUGUGGGGCCCGUUUCUAUCGUUUUGAUAAACCACAAGGGAGCCCAUUUGUGGGUUUGGCUCGCGUGGUUGUUGCUUCAUCGCGGAAAAGGAAUCUCCAGCACUCGUCUGGCGGAAGCAAGGAUUAUUACUAUGGGCAUGGUGGAGUGACAGAUGACUUGGUGGGUUCCGCAACACCUAGCUCCAGCUUCAGGUUUCUUAACCGUGCAGCACAGAAAAUUGAAGGAGACAUUAAACCAGAUGGUUCAAUUGGAAAACCGUGGAGACAAUGCACAGUGCAACAAGUAGAAGAUUUCAAGACCCUCAUAAGAAUUUUGCCAAUAUGGUCAACUACUAUUUUCUUAGGUACCCCAGUAGCAGUCCAAUACAGCUUAACCAUCUUGCAGGCUCUCACCAUGGACCGUCGGAUUGGGCCUCAUUUUAACAUCCCAGCAGGGUCUAUUUUAGUCAUUGUCUUCAUCUCCACUGCCAUCUCUCUCACCGUUAUUGACAGGUUCUUGUGGCCCACGUGGCAGAAGUUGACUGGUCAGUUCCCAACAUUCCUCCAACGCAUAGGAUUAGGCCACGUGUUAAACAUUCUCGGCAUGGUUGUUUCAGCACUAGUGGAGUCAAAAAGGCUUAAAAUAGCAAAAACCCACCACCUCCAAUACCAGCUUGGUGCAAUUGUCCCCAUGUUGGCCUUGUGGCUUUUCCCACAGUUAAUUUUGGUAGGCAUUGGAGAGGCAUUUCAUUAUCCGGGGCAAGUUGCAUUGUUUUAUCAAGAAUUUCCGGUGUCACUCCGAAGCACAUCGACCACCAUGGCCGCGUUGAUCAUUGGGAUUUCAUUUUAUUUAGGCACAGGUGUGAUUAAUUUGAUUCAAAAGGUCACAAGAUGGCUGCCAGACAAUAUAAAUAAUGGGAAGCUAGAGAAUGUGUAUUGGAUGUUAGUUGUGGUGGGGGUGCUAAAUUUUGGUUACUAUUUAGUGUGUGCUAGCUUGUACAAGUAUCAAAAUGUAGAGGGUGCAGAUUGUAAUUCUGGCCCUGAUAGUGAGAAGUGA